This is a messenger RNA of Lodderomyces parapsilosis, 510 nucleotides long. It is a transcript of the gene BUD31, whose product is annotated as U2 snRNP complex subunit. Gene Ontology annotation, cellular component: spliceosomal complex; nucleus. Gene Ontology annotation, biological process: mRNA splicing, via spliceosome. The transcript has a single exon. The record is from RefSeq and is a predicted model, not a curated record. NCBI's taxonomy places the organism in Eukaryota, Fungi, Ascomycota, Pichiomycetes, Serinales, Debaryomycetaceae. Bases 1 to 510 code for a protein of 169 amino acids.
AUGCCACGCUCAUCAAAAUCAGCCAAACUUAAAAUCAAAAAAACAUCACCACCACCACAAGGUUACGACAAGAUUGCCCCUACGAUUCUCAAAUACAAACAGAAACUUAAAACAGCAACCACUAAUAACACCACCAAUACCAACGCAUCUUCUUCAUCCACUACUGAUACAUUCCCACCAGGCACCAAACCGACAUCACUAUGGCCCAUCUACAAAAUUACCCACGACGUAACCAGAUACGUCUACGACCUUUAUCAACGAGACAAGAUUAGUAACGAGCUAUAUACAUGGUUAACUUUACAAGAUUAUGUUGAUGCAUUGUUGAUUGCUAAAUGGAAGAAACAAGGUUAUGAGAAACUAUGCUGUACUCAAUGCAUUGGAGGUGGGGCUGGGGGAGGUACUUGUAUUUGCCGAGUUCCCAAAGUGGAGUUGUUGAAACGUGGUCAAGAUGAUAAAGUUGAUGUGGAGUGUGUUACUUGUGGAUGUCGUGGUUGUGCAUCGAGUGAUUGA